AUGGAUAAGGCAUCUGAUAUACCUGUAUUUAAACAAGGGAAAUGGAGCCCUGAAGAAGAUAAAGCUCUAAAAGAUGCAGUGGAGUUUUAUGAAGAAAAGAAUUGGAAGGCUAUAGCUAAAGAGCUAGGACAAAGGAGUCCGCUACAGUGCUUUAACAGGUGGUCUCUUAUAUUGAAGCUAAAUCUAAUAAAAGGACCCUGACAGCCUCACGAAGAUAUAAUAUCCUAUCUGCUUUUAAUCCUGUCAUCUACAUUCUGUACUAUUUAUCUAUUAAAAUCACUAAUAGCUCUCUAGUAGUAUAAUAAAUAUGGCACUUAUAACUUUAUUGAUAUUUAGGCUGAGAUUUUAUAAUCCAUUAUGGCUCUGGCAGUUUUUCAUAUAGUGACUUACACUAUCUAGAACAAGGCUUUUUUUGUUGUUGGCGCUAUCAAAAAAAGCCCCGUUCUAGAUAGUGUAAGUCGCUAUAUCAGCAAAUAAGCUGACUUGCAAAAAGAUUAAACUAUUAUAAUUAUUUAUAUUAAACUCUCUAGAAGUAAAGCUAGAAGCAAUACAAAAUCCUAUAAAACGCUCAGAGAAUGAGUUAAGGAGAAUGGCCCACAUGGCUGACCAAAAUGUUCUAGGCAAAUUCCAGGGCGUAAUAGCAAGCAAUGCCGCAGGCGAUAUCUUAAAAUGCUGAAUUCAGACCUUUUCAGAAGCAAGUGGACUCCAGAAGAAGACUCAAUUCUUUUUAUAAUGCACAAAAAAUACGGCUCCAAAUGGUCAUUAAUUGCUAAAUCUCUGCCAAAUCGAACUGUUCUUUCUAUUAAAAGCCAUUUCUAUGAGAUAAAAAAGAAACUACAGAAAAAAUUUCCAGAGUUAAUUGUCAAUGGGAAAUUUAAAAUCGAUUCUAUUGUUCCUUAUGUACGUUACUCAAAUACGCAUAAACCUGAAGAAAAUGCAUUAAGUGAAGCAAAAUAUCAGGGAACUGAAUGGUUUCGAGACGAAAAGUAA
This is a messenger RNA of Blepharisma stoltei, 990 nucleotides long. Lineage: Eukaryota; Ciliophora; Heterotrichea; Heterotrichida; Blepharismidae. The record is from the annotation of a GenBank genome assembly.